Molecule: messenger RNA, 759 nt
Organism: Helobdella robusta
Lineage: Eukaryota; Metazoa; Annelida; Clitellata; Rhynchobdellida; Glossiphoniidae
Exons: 6
Coding region: 1-759 (252 amino acids)
Source: RefSeq, a predicted model, not a curated record
AUGAAAUGCUAUAAAUUGGAAAUAGAAAAAGAUUAUGAAAAAAAUUCUACCAAAGAAAUAAAAAAGUUAUUUGAAGAAUUGGAAGAACUUUUAUAUUCUGAUCAAACAAGUAAAUUCCAAGAGAACAAAAACAAUCUUUACGUUGAGUGUCGAGACUGGCUAGAACUUUUUCCACAUUUUCGAAUCACAGGGCAUAGUUUGGGAGCUACUAAUGAACUGGGCUAUUCGGUGCACUCCUCACGUGAUGUGCCAGAUGAAUCGGUGCUUCAGUUUGAAAUUAAUGAUGAAAAUCAUUUGACUGAUGCACGAGAUUAUGAUUUUUUUAAUAUUUCGACAAAUGACAAGUUGAGGUACAAUUCUCUGACAAUUUUUGGUUCCAAAAUAACAUUAAACCCUCCAUUAUUAUCAAAUUUGAAUGAGAACAGUGGAUGGUCUGCCGUUGAUGGCAUCAAUCGCGGCAUCAAGUAUGACGGGAAGUUGUUAGCUCUAGGUGUUGAUGAAAUUUUAUAUGCAGAGGGAAAUUAUGAAGAGGUGAUCGUUCUUGAUUAUAAAGACAGGAAGAGAGAUUCAAAGAAAAGUUUACUUUUGUUGUUAUCUGCAGCAGUUUUUUCUUCAUCGCUGUCAGGAUCAUCGCCACCAACGACACUUUCCCAUGAGAUGAUUGCUUACGACGUGCUUUCAGAACUCUGGAAUAAUGUAGCAAGAACUUGUUCCAUUAUUUCUCAUGUGACGCUUAAAAUCAUUAACACAGGCAUGUAA